Molecule: messenger RNA, 4743 nt
Organism: Choloepus didactylus (southern two-toed sloth)
Lineage: Eukaryota; Metazoa; Chordata; Mammalia; Pilosa; Megalonychidae
Gene: ZNF12
Product: zinc finger protein 12
Exons: 3
Coding region: 684-2837 (717 amino acids)
Biological process (GO): regulation of transcription by RNA polymerase II
Molecular function (GO): DNA-binding transcription factor activity, RNA polymerase II-specific; RNA polymerase II cis-regulatory region sequence-specific DNA binding
Source: RefSeq, a predicted model, not a curated record
CUGAGUUGGAGUGAGGCCCUAUAGCAGUGAUGAGGAGGGGGUCAGACAGUGCCCUGGGCUCCAGGUCAAACUGGAAAGGUAGAGGUGGUGUAGGAGGAACAGGUUUGAGCAGGAACAGUGGUUUAAUUUCAGGCCUGUUGAGUUUGAGAUCUGGCAGAGAGGCCUGGGUGUGAUACAAAUUUGGGAAAUGUUGGUAUAGAGAUGGUCAUUAAAGCCAUGUGGCUGGGGUGGGGUCAGCAUCAGGGCAGUGAGUGUGGAUACAGAAACAGACCAAAGACUGAGCCCCAAGGCACUGCAACUUUGGGAGUGGCUUGGAGGAGAGCAGGAAGCAGCGAAGGAGACUGAGAAAAGGAGCCUUCAGGGAGUAAGAGGAGAGGAAUGCUGUUAAUGAUCUAGAAGCAAGUGUCCUUCAUUUAGAGAGUGUCCAGAGGAGCAAAGUGCACACUGGAUUUACAGGUCUGCCCCCUCCCCUCCCAGGCCUGUACUCCUCGGGAGCAGGAGCUGAGUAUACUUGUCUUAGCAUCCUUAAAAGCAAGGGUUGUCCUGGGUUACAGUGGAGUUUCAGUAUUUUCUUGUUUUUGUUUUGUUUUGUUUUUAAUUUACCCUAGAGUGAGCCCCAUGGCAGUAUAUUUCUAGUGUGUUUAUUUUCUUCCUAAAAUCUGUAACAUAAAAUAAGGUAUAUAAUGUUCAUAGUUAACUUUACCAGUGAGCAUGUCCCCAUGUCUCUUCCACGUCACCCAACUCCGAUCACGGUGCCAUUACAGGGGUCAGUGUCAUUCACGGAUGUGGCUGUGGACUUCACCCAGGAGGAGUGGCAGCAGCUGGACCCUGCUCAGAAGAAGACAUACAGGGAUGUGAUGCUGGAGAACUACAGCAACCUAAUUUCAGUGGGGUAUCACAUUAUCAAACCGGAUGUUAUCAUCAAGUUGGAGCAAGGAGAAGAGCCAUGGAUAGUAGAAGGAGAAUUCCUACUUCAGAGUUACCCAGAAGUCUUAAAAGUUGAUGACCUGAUAGAGAGAGUCCAGGAAAGUGAAGACAAACAUUCAAGGCAAACUGCGUUCUUCAGCAACAAAACCUUGACUGAGGAAAGAGGUAAUGCUCUUGGUAAAACUUUUGAGGUGGAAACAAACCCUGUUUCUCCAAGAAAAAUAUCCUCUAAGUGUGACUCAUGUGGAACAAGUUUAAAAUCUAUUUCAGAAUACAUCACUAGUGAUGGAAGCUAUGCAAGAAUAAAACCUGAUGAAUGUAGUGGAUGUGGGAAAUCACUUCUCCAUAUUAAGCUUGAGGAGACUCAUCCAGGAGAUAAAGCUUAUGAAUUUACUCAAAAUGGGGAAACUUAUUCUCUAAAUGAAGAAAAUAGUUAUCAGAAAAUUCAUAUUUUGGAGAAACCCUUUGACUAUAUUGAAUGCCAGAAAGCAUUCCAAAACAAUACAGUUUUUGUUAAUCACAUGGAAGAGAAACCUUAUAAGUGGAAUGAAUCCGAAAUAGCCUUCCUCCAAAUGUCAAACCUCAGUGUACACCAGAGAUCUCAUAUAGAAAUGAAGUCCUACGAUUGCAAUGAAUGUGGGAAAUCCUUCUGUAAAAAGUCAAAAUUUAUUAUUCAUCAGAGGACUCACACAGGAGAGAAACCUUAUAAAUGUAAUGUAUGUGGAAAAUCCUUCUGCCAGAAGGGAACCCUCACUGUACAUCAGAGGACACAUACUGGGGAGAAGCCAUAUGAAUGUAACGAAUGUGGGAAAACCUUCUACCAGAAGUUACACCUCAUUCAACAUCUGAGAAUUCACUCAGGAGAGAAGCCCUAUGAAUGUAGCUAUUGUGGAAAAUCCUUUUGCCAGAAGACACACCUCACACAACACCAGAGAACACAUUCAGGAGAGAGACCCUAUCCAUGUAAUGAAUGUGGGAAAUCGUUUUCCCAGAAGUCAGCCCUCAAUGACCAUCAGAAAAUUCACACAGGUGUGAAACUCCACAAGUGUAACGAAUGUGGGAAAUGCUUCUGCCGCAAGUCUACUCUAACUACACAUCAGAGGACACACACAGGAGAGAAGCCCUAUGAAUGUAAUGAAUGUGGAAAAUCUUUCUCUCGGUUAUCAUAUCUCACUGUACAUUACAGAACUCAUUCAGGAGAGAAGCCCUAUGAAUGUAAUGACUGUGGAAAAACCUUCUACCUGAAUUCAGCCCUUAUAAGACAUCAGAGAGUACACACAGGGGAGAAACCCUAUGAAUGUAAUGAAUGUGGAAAAGUAUUCUCCCAGUUGUCAUAUCUCAACAUACAUCACAGAACUCAUUCAGAAGUGAAACCCUAUGAAUGUAAUGAAUGUGGAAAAAGCUUCUACCAGAAUUCAGCUCUGUGUAGACAUCGGAGAAUACAUAAAGGAGAGAAGCCCUAUGAAUGUUACAUAUGUGGAAAGUUCUUCUCUCAGAUGUCUUACCUAACUAUACAUCAUAGAAUUCAUUCAGGAGAGAAACCCUAUGAAUGUAAUGAAUGUGGGAAGACUUUCUGCCAGAGUUCAGCCCUUAGUAGACAUCAGAGAACCCAUACAGGAGAGAAAGCCUAUGAAUGUUACGAAUGUGGAAAAUUUUUUUCUCAGAUGUCAUAUCUCACUAUACAUCAUCGAAUUCAUUCAGGAGAGAAACCUUUUGAAUGUAAUGAAUGUGGAAAAGCCUUUUCUCGGAUGUCGUACCUCACUGUACAUUAUAGAACUCAUUCAGGAGAGAAACCCUAUGAAUGUAAUGAAUGUGGGAAAAAAUUCUACCACAAAUCAGCCUUCAAUAGCCACCAGAGAAUUCACAGAAGAGGAAAUAUCAAUGUACUUGAUGUGGGAAGCCUUCUGUGAGGUCAGACCUCAUUUCAUGUCAGAGAACCUUCACAAAAUAAUAAGAAAAUCCACUGGAAUUAACACCAUUGUACUUCAGAGUUCACACAGGUGAAUGUGGCAAUGCCUUUGUGCAUUAGUCAGAUUUGUAAUCUGAAAACUCAGAGCUUAGAAAUGACAAGUGUAGUAAAACCUUCAGCAAGACCACACAACUAAUUGGAUAGCAGACUAUACAGGAGCAAAAUUGGAUAUAUGCUUAGAAUGUACAUACAUUUUCACUAUGGAUUCAAAAUGUUAAGCAUUUUGAUUCUUACCAAGGAGAUUAUCAAUUUAAGGAAUAUAAAAAACAUAUUCCUCUGGAUAUUGUUAAUACUACAAGAUGUAUUUCAGAUGUAAAAUCAAGUUUUAUAAUUAAAACAGAUCAUCUCUGCUGUGACUAGACAUGUUCCUAUUUUGUAUAUAGACACUGAGAUCAGGAUAAUUAAAACAGCAACAUUAAAUUCAUAUACAAGCAUUUCCUAAGGUAUAUAGGACUAUGACUUGUUUUUUAUUAGUGUAUCACAUUACAGAAUUGUUUGUUCAGUGUGAACUACUUUGGAAAAGGCAGUGUGUCCUUACUGGAGUAAUUUGUAAUUCAUAUGUUAAGAUUAUACUGUAAAUUUAAUAGUACCCCAUGGUAAUACCUAAUGUACAUUGUCAUUGAAAUAAUAUUUGACAGGUAUAAGGUCAAAUCCUAUAUUUUAUAAUAUAUGUGUUUGGCUGUUAUUAAUGAACUGGACCUUCGUAAAGAAUCCCUGUGUUUUUUGUUUUCAACUGUAAGUCAGCAAAAGAAAUACAGAUAUAUGUGCAUAAAAUAGAUAUGCAUAUAUAUUUUCAUCAAGCACUGUAAAUUGGUAAUGUCAGAAGUGAAAUGCCAUGAAUGGAAACCAGCUAUAGUUCUCAAAUAUUCAUGUUUAUCUAUUGUCUUUCAUUUAUCAUAUUUUUAUUUGGAUACAUACCUAAGUGUAAGUGGGUAGCAUACAAAUACUGUGUAACAUAGGAAUUACUUCUAUUUUUACUUGAUAUGAUAGUGCUUUUAAACAUUGUGCAUUACUCCUUUCCAUUCCUGAAUUAAUCAAGAAUCCAUUAAGGUGGGUUUGUGGCAGACACUGCUCAGUGACGUCUCUCCCUUGUCACUCCCUCCUUAUUGUGUACUGGGAGGGUUUGGUAUCUGCUCCUCCUGACAGGACUCUGGAUAAAUCCUUUUUAGUUUCAAUCUAUAAUGAUAACUCCAUCCUCAUUGCCAGUGAUUGAGGUGGUCCUAGUACCCAAUUCUAACCAGAUAAGCAAAGGAAUAUCUGAUAGGUAAUUUCUGGAAACAGUGUCCUCAAAGAUUCAAGGAAUCAUGCAAGAUGAGUGGGCUCUUACCUUCUGGUGAACAUUUCCUGGUCUAGAUGUGACUGAUGCCUGGUUGUGUCUUUCAACAAUGAAUUAUAGUAGUUUCAGCAUGGCAGAACAGAAAGAUCAGAAGAAUCUGGACCUGAAGGAUGUCACUGAGCCACCAAACCAACCAGCCUUGUAGCCACUCAGCCUCUGGACUAUUUCGUGAGAGACUAAACUUAUUUUUUACCAGUUCAUUUAGGGUGCUCUCUUAGUAAUCCCUGAAGACAUUAUAACUGACACAAAGUUACACUUUUGUAGGAAUUAUGCAAUUCAGAAGAGGACUUUGGGCAAAUCAUUUAUUUUGGCUGUUGAUAUAAAGAUCUGUCUUAUUUUCUGUAAAUUUUGAUGUAAAUAGUUUGAACAUUAGAAAUCAGCUUGAAAUAAUGAAAUGUGUAUGCUCCUCGAACUGUCAUAUCAUUGGCCUAAGAAAUUAACGUUUGGAACCUGACAUGUCAGGUAGCCUCCCUUUUUAUAAAACAUGAAAUAAAGUUUUGAGUUAAUUUAA